Impatiens glandulifera is the source of this 1052-nucleotide messenger RNA. Its product is annotated as E3 ubiquitin-protein ligase SGR9, amyloplastic-like. Gene Ontology annotation, cellular component: cytoplasm. The transcript has a single exon. Gene Ontology annotation, biological process: protein ubiquitination. The record is from RefSeq and is a predicted model, not a curated record. Gene Ontology annotation, molecular function: ubiquitin protein ligase activity. The coding region runs from base 13 to 861 and encodes 282 amino acids. Lineage: Eukaryota; Viridiplantae; Streptophyta; Magnoliopsida; Ericales; Balsaminaceae.
UGAUCCCAUGAUAUGGCCGAGGAAGAAGAAAAAGACCCAAAAGCUACCGAAUUCACAAUCAUAGCUACACUUUCAUCUCUCUCCCCUCCCCAACUUUCCAACUUCACCAUUUCCAUCUCCUCACUCUUCCACCGUCACUGCUGCCGGAUCACCGCCGUAGUCUCAUCUCCCUCUCUAUUCUCCUUAACCCUCCACCACCUCAACUCUCUCUCCCUCUCUCAAAAAUCAAUCCUCAUAGCCCAUCAUCUCCUCUCUACUCUCUCCCCCCUAUCUCUUCUCCUCCACCCCACAUCCGCCGCCCCAUCAGCAAAGUACUCCAACCUCCAUAAUCUCGACGCCGUCCUUCUCCUCCUCCUCCUAUGUGAGAUCCGGCAACACAACCCACUUUCACUAGAAACUCCAAUAUCAGAUUGGCGUCAAGUUCUCUGUAAGUACAUCUCCGGCAACAUGUUGACACUAUCCUACGCCGGACUUUCGAACAUUACUGUGUUAAGCAGGUAUGUAAUGAUGGUGGGUAAGUGCCGGAGGUUUUUGUAUUUGAUGGGUUUUUCAAGGAGUAAGGAAGUUGGGGCGGCGGCGGCGGCUGUGGUGGCACUGCCGUCGGUGGCUGUUGAAGGAGGGAGAGAAUGUGUAGUGUGUAAAGAGGAAAUGGGAAAAGGAAGAGAUGUGUGUAAAUUGCCUUGUGGGCAUUUGUUUCAUUGGAUCUGUAUAUUGCCGUGGUUGAAGAAAAGAAAUAGUUGUCCUUGUUGCCGGUUUAGGCUUCCAUCAGAUGAUGUAUUUGGAGAGAUUGAAAGAUUGUGGGAGAUUAUAGCUAAUAAGGCAGCUGGUACUGUUGUUAAUUGCUACAGGGAAUGCGUAUAGGAAAGGAAUAAAGGAAAUUUGGAUGGAAGUUGGAAUAUCAGUGUCAUAUAAUUAUAUAUCAUGUUAGAUAUAAUUAUUUGCUUAAGAUCUUAUUUUAUACGACAUCGUCAUCAUCAAUUUAUGCUUUUGUGAUGGAUGGAAAUCAACAUAUUCAUGAUAUAGGAACAUUAUUAAUAAACACUUUUCUAUUU